Molecule: messenger RNA, 2704 nt
Organism: Orcinus orca (killer whale)
Lineage: Eukaryota; Metazoa; Chordata; Mammalia; Artiodactyla; Delphinidae
Product: zinc finger protein 550
Exons: 4
Coding region: 317-1558 (413 amino acids)
Biological process (GO): negative regulation of transcription by RNA polymerase II; regulation of cytokine production; regulation of immune system process
Source: RefSeq, a predicted model, not a curated record
GAACUACAUUACCCUGAAGACUAUGCUCCGCGGGAUGGCUGUGAGCGCCGCUCUGAUGACGUCACAGAAAACGGGCGUUAGUGGCUCGUGUUGUCAGGGGCGGGACUUCCUGUGUCGCCAGGGAGGCCGUUUGUUCGUGAUGGAGCAGUUGUGUCUCUAUCUUAGCUGACUUCUACCCGGGUCGUCGGGACGAAGCGGGGAGGACAGCCUGGAGGGCCCACCUGCGCCUUUGUACGACCUGGGGGAGGGUCAGCUAAGUCCGCUGGACCCGCCGGUCUCUGGCGCCCUCACGUGGUCCUACGCUCCCCGCGGUGCGAUGGCGGCGCUGGUGACCCCGGCGCAGGUGUUGGUGACCUUCAAGGAUGUGGCCGUGACCUUUACCCGGGAGGAGUGGGGACAACUUGACCUGGAUCAGAGGACCCUGUACCAAGAGGUGAUGCUGGAGAUCUGUGGGCUCCUGGUCUCACUGGGGCAUCCAGUUCCCAAACCAGAGUUGAUCCACUUGCUGGAACAUGGGCAGGAGCUGUGGAUGGGAAGGAGAGGCCUCCCACAUAGCAUGUGCCCAGAUGACAGAGCAAAACGUCAGACCAGAGAGCUGGUUUUGUCUGAAGGAGUCUUGCUCCAGGGAAGCCUGACUCUGGGAUCUUCAAGGGACUGCAGGUCGAGGCAAGCCAUGGAUCCAGAAGGGCUUUUGGAAGUCCAGAAAGGUCAGCUGAGGCCAGAGACAGACUCCCGCAAGGAAACCCAUCCUGGGAAAACGAGCCUUGAAGAUGAUGGUUUGGAGGCGGAUGAUGGUGUGCACUCCAGGGCGUUCCAGGAGAGAGUCUCUCAGGGAGAUGUUCUCUGUGAGCGUGACCCACAGGGACCAGGAAAAGGCCCCCUGAUUCAUAACCUCUACAAGUGCAAGCAGUGCGGGAAGAGUUUUAACAGGAAGUGGUACCUUGUUCGACAUCAGCGGAUUCACACUGGAAUGAAGCCCUAUGAAUGCAAUGCGUGUGGGAAAGCUUUCAGCCAGAGCUCAACCCUGACCCGGCACUACGUCAUCCACACCGGGGAGACGCCAUACAAAUGUGCCGAGUGUGGGAAGGCCUUCAAACGCAGGUCAUACCUCCUGCAGCACCAGCCGAUCCACACUGGGGAGAAGCCCUAUGAGUGCGGCCAGUGUCGAAAGGCCUUCACCCACCGCUCUACUUUUAUUCGCCACAAUAGGACCCACACUGGAGAAAAACCCUUUGAAUGCAAAGAAUGUGAGAAAUCAUUUAGCAACAGAGCACACCUCAUCCAGCACUACAUCAUCCACACUGGAGAGAAACCCUACGAUUGCACAGAGUGUGGGAAGGCCUUCAGGUGCAGCUCAGAACUCCUACAGCACCAGCGGAUUCACACGGGGGAGAAGCCCUACGAGUGUGCCCAGUGCGGGAAGGCCUUUCACCGGAGCACGUACCUCAUCCAGCACUCUGUCAUCCACACCGGGGAGACGCCAUACAAGUGCGCCGAGUGUGGGAAGGCCUUCAAACGCAGGUCACAUCUCCUGCAGCACCAGCGGGUUCAUACUUGAGAAAAAGGCCUUCACCGCUGCUCCUUUUUUGUCUUUCAUGAGGGGAUCCAUGCUGGAGGGAAGAACCCUUUGAGUGUAAAGAAUUCUGGGAGGGUUUUUUGUCUGCUUUUCAAAUGCAUAAGUGGUCAUGUGGGAGAAGACGCCUGGCGAAUGCAGUGGAAAUGUCAAAAGCCUUCGGCCCCUGCUCAUCGUUCAGAGGAUUCAUUCUGUGGAGAAACUCAGCACAUGAAGCUAUGCCACCCGUGGGUCCGUCCACCUCUGUCAACAUCAGAGAACAUACCUGGGAAAGAUGUUCUGAAUGUAACCAGAAGGACGCUCCUCAGCCAAAAGAAGACUCAUCCUCGCCACCUGAGAAUGUGUAAUGAAGAGGAACCACUUAAUUAUUGCCGUGAGAAAGCCUCCUGUGACAUGUCACCACUAGUCACGUAGAGUCAUAUUGGAACUUGACGGAGCUUGGGCUUUCCCUGUGAGGAAGCGCAGAGGAGACAGACUCAGGGUUCGUUAUGCGCUUAUAACAACAUUCAGCCACAGGGCUCCCCCUUGGUUUGCACUUAAGCCAUCUCAGCAUUAUGUUAAAAAGAAAACUAACAAGGGAAUUCCCUGCAGAGUCCCAGUGGUUAGGACUCCGCGCUUUCACUGUCGGAGGACCUGGCUUUGAUCCCUGUCGGGGAACUAAGAUCCCGCAAGCCCCACGGUGUGACCAAUAAAGAAAAAAGAAAAAUAACAAAGAGGUGGAGGGGAUAGAGACAAAGACUAUAAACGGAAAAAAACAAAUGCUUUCGUAAGCUCUUUCAGACUUUCCUGCCAAGCCUGUUGCAGUUUUUCAUCAGUUCUGUUUUUUGGUGGGGCAAUGUUUGAGGGAGCAAAGGACCCCAGCCCUUUGUUUUUAUGUGUUCACUGCUGUCUUGUGUCAUGAAACUUGGACGUUGAGGGCAGCUCCACCAACAUUUGUUGGAAGGCUUGGUUCCGAACAUCUCUAGCCAUUGGCAUAAUUCUUUGUGAGAAAUAUGAGGGCUUGAGUCAUGAGCUACUUGAACUUGUAAGAAAUUAGAAUACCGAAAAUAGCAUCACACAAUACUUGUAUUUUAUAUCUAAGGAGAGAAUGGUCCACAUAGGGAUCGCCACAUUAAAAUGUGCACCCCUAAA